AUGCACAUCAUAGACCCUAUCCAGUACCCAUUAUCCCCCGAUGCCCAAUACGUUCCCCAAUCUCACCUCCUCUCCGAAGCUUUAAGAUUCGAAUCCAGUGUUGGCAUACAAAACAUUGUCCUAGUCCAACCCUCGAUUUACGGCUUUGACAACAGCUGCAUGCUCAACGCUCUCCGCCAACUUGGUCCUCAUCGAGCACGCGCCGUAGUAGCUUUCGACCCAGCCACAACGACAAUUUUGACGUUGGAGGAGUGGCACAAACUUGGAGUUCGAGGGGUCAGAGUUAAUUUACAAUCUGUCGGCAAAAAAUUGGGAAUGGAAGAACUGGCUUCCAUCUUGGAACAGUAUGCAAACCUCAUCCGACAAUUUGAUUGGGUUUUACAGCUGUACGUAUCUCUUGAUACAGUUGCGGGGCUUGCAGAGAUCAUACCGAAAUUAGGGUUAAAAGUAUGCUUGGAUCAUUUUGGACAUCCUUCUAUGUCUUUUUCCGCCGAGAAAGUCUUGAAUUCUGGCAGACUAGACCCCUACUCGCUCCCAGGUUUCAAUUCUUUGAUCGAGUUGUUGCAAGAAGAGCAGAUAUACGUCAAGAUGUCGGCUCCAUAUAGGAUUAGUAGAUUGGUGGGGGAUGAAGACAUCGAGAUAGUUGCAAAGGAGCUUCUGAGAGUGGCAGGAAAGAAGCGGGUAGUGUUCGCCACGGAUUGGCCUCAUACACGGUUUGAAGGGCUUGAUAUUAGACCGUUCAUGGAGCAAGUUAUAGAGUGGUGCCAUGGAGACAAGGUUCUGCUUGAGAGAGUGUUUAGAGGCAAUGCUGAAGAUUUGUGGGGAGUGAGGUAA
Mollisia scopiformis is the source of this 834-nucleotide messenger RNA. Its product is annotated as putative TIM barrel metal-dependent hydrolase. Gene Ontology annotation, molecular function: hydrolase activity. The transcript has a single exon. Lineage: Eukaryota; Fungi; Ascomycota; Leotiomycetes; Helotiales; Mollisiaceae. The coding region runs from base 1 to 834 and encodes 277 amino acids. The record is from RefSeq and is a predicted model, not a curated record.